Cooperia oncophora is the source of this 387-nucleotide messenger RNA. NCBI's taxonomy places the organism in Eukaryota, Metazoa, Nematoda, Chromadorea, Rhabditida, Trichostrongylidae. The record is from the annotation of a GenBank genome assembly.
UUUGUGAUAGUUCAAGGCUUCGUUAGUAAUAGCUGCAUCAGAUUUUGUCAAGACCACAGAAGAGGAGAGCGCCUCGUUCAACGUCUAAGAAGAGCUCAUCUGGUCGUAAACAGGUACCACAAAGCCAGCCCCAGUUCAGACCCUUCAGCCACUUCGUGGAACUGCACAUUGAGCGACGACUUCGAGGCGGAUUAUCGACUGAUAAGUAGUAUGCUGGAUCUCUCUGUGAGCUCCAUACUCAAGAUGGAAGAAGAUAUUCUGAAUGCAGUUGUGGACUACGCUAGAAAAACCUCUAUUAACGGCAAGCAGGCAACCCAUGAGGAAGGCGUAUUCCACUAUGAAACCUACAAUGAAGUACUGAAACUACACGAUCCAAAUGCCCUUCUA